UUCCUCUUUAAAUUUUUACAAAAAAGUUGCUUGUUGCACUCUGUCAGCCAAGAGAAAUUUCAGGCAGGGCUGAAAGUGAACCAGUAAAUAAGGGUAAACUUUGUCCUGCACUGCUAUUCACUCUGACAAAUUCCCACUCAGUAAAAGCUGAUGACAGCUGCAGACUGCUCAACAACUGCAGCUAAUGUGGAGGAGUCUGUCCUAGGAAAUAGGACAGGUAGGUUUCACUCAGUGUGCUUUAAGAUGAGGUUUGCUGGAGAGGAGAGAACUGUGCGGUGUUGAAAGGGGAGGCUGCUUGUGGGGCUACACAGUGUCCAGUAUAGUCCUGAUUUGGUUUAGUGUUAUGCUCUCAUUAAUGAUGGUAGUGAAAGUAUGUCAAGUCCUGCUGGUGACGCAGGCUUUGGAGACAUUGGCAAUACCGAGACAGACCUGGAUAUCAUACAAAAGAAAACAAAAAAGCAAAACCAAUCCAAAAAACAUGGAUGAGCUUUGAGUACUGAAGUAAUGGCAAUGGAAUGAAAUUCAGUAUUAAAAAAUGCAAGGCUGUGCCUGGGGGGACUAAUAUAAAUUUCUAGAAGCAGAAGAAGAAGCUGGGAGCUCAUCAUCUGGAAAUGUCUGUGUAGGAGGAGGGCUCAUGGAUUGGAGUAAGCGGUCAUGGAGUGGCAGCAAGCUUCUGUGAUGAUUUGUUCAUUUCCUAGGAACUAGUACUUGUAAAUAACACUUAUCAGGAAGAUGGCUUUCCAAAGGGGAUGGGAAGUGUGAGAUGGCAUGAUGGAUUGAUCUGGAUCUAAUUUUAAUACUGAUGAAAGCAUGCUAGCAAAGGUGGGGAAGGUUGCAGGAGGAAAACUUAGGUGAUUAAGGGAUACAUGGGGAGGGUUGACAUGUUCAGCAGAAAGGGCUGGGAAAAAUAUCUUUGCAGCAGGAGUCUGGGCAGAUAAGAAAGAGGUACAAUUACAUUGGUAAAAGCCAGAGAAAAUGAUGUUGCAACUAUUGACAUGCAGGGUGGUGAGACAUAUGUUCCGGUUAUGAAGCAAUUAAAGAAUAUAUAAGCCCUGAAGUGUUUUCAAGCUAAAUUCAGGUUGGCAUUCCAUGAAGAAUAAUUAACACACAAAAGCUUGAACAUAAAGAAUUAAGACAGUAGAAGAAUUCUAAAUCCUAAGAAAUUAAAUUCAUGCUAAUCAAAAGGAGGAAAGAAGGAUAAAGUUUCGGGCAGAUAAGAGAAAAAGAGUAAAGGCUGAGGAUUUGGAAAGUUAAAAACUGAGGAGACAGAUCUCAGCUAAGAGGAGAAAGCGACUGAAGGGCUGCUUCUCUUGCAUCAAAACUAUUCAGUUAUAAUCACAGAAACGUUCACUUACGUUAUGUCUUGGGCUAUGAAUGAACUCUGCAGGUUCUCAGAUGAGUUAGUCACCAUUGUUUUAAUCUGUUUAUCCUGUUUCCAUAAUAAAUAUAUAUUUUCCCCUUUAAACAAGUUUAAAGUUUAGUUUGUUUGCUGUUUGUUUUUCUUUAAAUUGAGCUGUGGAUUAUUUUUCAACCUGGUGCACUUUUUCCAAUACAGAAUUUACAUAAGUGCCUCAUUUGUAUGGGGUGCAGUCACUAAGGACAUGCAGAACCAUUUGGGUUUGUACAGCAGCAGGAACAACCUAGUCUAAGAGGGUAUCCAAGCAGAAGACUGUGUAAAUCUAGUAGAAACAGUUUCUGUGGAAUGUGUAUAUACUCACUGUGUACUUCAGAGUACACGCAUGUUUUGUACAGAUACUUUUUUAUUCCAGAGUUUGUUUGGCUUUUUUUACACAAGAAUGGAAAAGCUGUAUGUUUUUAUUCGUAGAAACUGAUGUUGAAACUAAAGCAGCAUCCUGCACCACAGAAUGUGAAAGUGAAGCCACAAAUUAUUUCUCUUUCAUUUAUCAUCACAGUAAAACUAGUGGUGUAACUCUGACUCUGAUCCUUUCCAGUCAGUCCUGAAAGGAUUUAUCUGUGUGCCUACAAGAGAUCUGUUUGGUUUUAAUAUGUUUGGAGUUAAUAGAUAGCCAUACUUUUUCAGAAGAAAAGCACUGGAAGACUAAACAAGUAUGUAAAUCCUAAAACCAUAAGUGGGUACAGAUGGACCUGACUUGAUUUCUGAAAGGGUCUAUCAGAUAAUGAUUCUGUGGCUGGAGAAGUUCCUAUGAAAGAAACUGAAAUGGAUUUCCUGGUUAACUCCUAUUUAAAAGAAAAAGGGAAAAAAAAGGAAAAUACAUUAAUUAUUCCCUUUAAAAAUAUCUAGUCAUGUAAUAACUUUAUAAGUCUUAUGACUGACUUGUAACACUGGAAACUUUACAUCACAUUAAGUUUCAACGAGAGUCACUUUAAAUAGGGAAUUGCAGGCUGGCCCUUGGUUGUGGCUGCAUCUGUUUCUGUGCUGUAGACCUGUGUGAUUUUUAAGAAACAUUAAAAAAUUCUAAUUUGCACAAGAAGGGGCUGGCGUUUAGGUGUCAAGAUUCUGGAUAUAAAUUAAUUUCAGAUUCUUGGAUAAAGCCAAGUUGAAAAUAGUACCUCCUGGAUCAUGAAUUUUCAUCAUCCUGAUAGUGAUUGAAUGCUGUAAAGCCUGUGUGUGAGGAUGAACCAGGAUCAACAGAAUUACUUGGCUACUUGUAAUUCAUGGAACUCCAAAGCUUAAGUCAGUUUGUUCAGCAAGAGUCCAGAAAAAUUUCCUAGUGGACUGUUAUAGCUGUUCAUUUUCAAAGAGGAUAUAUUGCACUAUCAGCUGGAUUACUAACAAAAAAGGGCGUAUCCUAAAAAUAAGGUAUCUUGUGUAUGUUUUUAUCAAAUAGCACUAUGAAUUUGUCUUGCUGUAAUGAGGUUGAUCUGAGUCAGAACGCUCUCCUUUUCCAGUUGGAACUGAGCUCCAGGUACUUGCCUAUUUCAAAAAAGUUUGAUUUGAACAUUAAUUAUUGCUAUCGUGCUGAAAAAUAAAGAUUAGAGCUAACAGAAAUGCAUGGAGAUGACAGUUUAGGGGAAGAAUAAAAUUUGUUUUAGAGUUCUACUAUUUAUUUUUCAGUGCCUACCAUAAUGCACUUCAGAGAAAAUAUUUUCAAUUACAGCCUAUAUGUGUGCUCUUGCAAUCCAAACUCUGCUAUUUCAGCUUACUUUCCUGUCUGCUAGAAGUAAAAUGAAAGAGCAUCAAAACUCGAUCUUUUUUCCUGUUACAAUCUUUGAGAUGCAGCUAUAUGUGAUAAAGUUUUCACUGUGUCCAAGACAAAGCCUGUAGAGUUUUGACUAAAGAUUAAGAUAUUUGAGUCAAGGGUCAAGAUAUUUAGUCUAGAUGUAUGGCAAGCUUCUUUGAGCAAUCCUAAAAAGAGCAGUGGCUCCACAUUUUGACCAGCACAUACUAAUUAUCUGUUUGAAUAAUUAGAAUCGCAGUGGGGGAAGGGAACCUCCUAUUCAUUAUGCAUGAAUAUUGAAGAUUACAUGAUGUUUUUACCUAAUUGCAGCUGUUUGCUUCUAUCCUUAGUCAACAUCUCCCCUCCCCUCUGCACUCCCAUGCCAUCAGCUGGCUGGCUGCAAUCUCCUGUGUUGGGGGUAAUUGCACCACAUCACUUUCAAUGGCUGGCCUGCAAGAUGCUCUGUGAUCCUUCUGGGUAGAAGGUUCUACUGAAAUGUAAAAUGUUAUUAAUUAUUUUACAUAAAUUGCUACAUUAUUUGUCUUGGGUAUUUGUGGUUUACAGCUCCAAUAAAAGAGGAGGCUGACCACACUGCAUGACUCAGUGAUAUGUAACUGGAUACAAAGCUCUUCAUUUCCAGGUCAGCCACUUGCCAUUGUCCCAUGGCAUUUGGUGAGUAUAAAGUAAGUAGGCUAUUCUACUUCCUAGUAGCUGAAUGUUCCCAACACAAACUCCUGACACACUACUGGCCAUCAUGCCCAUUGCACAUUUCUGUCUCCAGAGAAGUUGGACCCAAACUUCUUCCUUAAGUAUUUUAAGUGAGGGUGUUUCUAAUGGAGUAGUACGUUUGAGCAUGUGUGUGAGAGCGGGAGAUCUUUGCUCCAGGUUUCAUUUAGACUUCAUCCAAUCCAGUGUUUAUCUCAGAGUGCUUAUGUUCAAUAAAUUUGGGGCAGUUCUCACAAAAGCUUUUUCCAGAUAUUUUAUUUCAUUACAGUUUGGAGAAAAAAACCUUUGAUACAGCUCAGUGCUGAGCACUUUGAUCUGAGUCUUCUUAAACAAAGAAUGUCUUUUUCUGAAGAACCAAAGUGACUUGGUAACAUGUACCCCGUUUUCUUAUUAGUAACUUGAAGAAUCCAUGCUUAGCACUGCUUUACUUUAGUUUCUUCUGAAAUUGUGGAUAUUUACAUUUUUAUGUCCUUGCUAGUGACAGCUAGCCGGGCCAGACAGCCUCCCUUAUGCAGACAUUUGUGCAGACAGUCCCUCUGUCCACUACAAAAACAUGGGACACCCAAGUUGAACUAAAUGCUGAAUACCACCACAUGGGUUUGCAGUGGUCUGUAACUGAAAAGGUUCACUGGAAGCAAUUUGCAAAGAAAUCCUUAGGAAACCACCUGGAUGGUUAUUUUAAAUUAAAAAAGGAAGAGAUGCCACUUUAAAAAAAUAAUUUUUAAUACUAGGUUUAAGGUUCCAUACAUGUGAUAGUCAUUAAAGCUUAUUUAACCCUGAAAUUAUCUGGCCUCUUUAAUUCCACAGGGACUGUAAGGCUCUUGGGUUAGAAAUGAAAAAUAAUGUCAGAACAAAAAUGAGACUUUCCUGAGUGCAGGACCAUUAUUACAGAAUAUUUUCUUAAUCAAGCCUCUUUAAGUGCCCAGCAGUGGAGGAAAAAAAUAAUCAGGUUAUGCUGCUUUUAUCCACAGGGCAUUUGCUGAUGCUUUGGGCCACUGAUUGACAUAGGCAAAAGUCAGUCCCAAGGGCUGGACACACUCACCUAAAAUGCCUGUAGGACCUGUGAUUUGUCCAUCCACAAUCUCAACUGCAGAACACCCAGUUCCUUCUUACAAUACGCAUUUGGGAUAAUCCCAGUACACUCUGACGUUUGGGCUCUUAAAAGUCAGAGCUUUCUGGUUGUUGAGACUGGAAACUUUCAGCAGAAGCAGUGAUUUUUGUCAAGUUUCAGUUACACCAAACAUCUGUGGUGUGCCCCACCACCCUUUCCCCAAGGAUGAAACAUUCUGCAGGGAGGGUGUUGCAAGAAUUCCUGAACUAGACAGCUAAGCUGGAGUCAUAACUGUCCUGGCCAGGGCCCUAGUUUUUAGGAGGCUCCCAUUAGAAUUAAAACAUCCCAUAACUCUCAUCACAACAGCCCUAUUCUUAAUGAACAUGGAAAUGUAAGGCUGGGGUUGGAAUGGGGGGAGAAUGAACAGACAGACAAGUAAACAGAUAAAGAGGGAGCUCUUGCAUGCAAGUGGAAUUUCCUCUGAGCACAGGACAUUCUUUAUCAUUAACUGGUCUGUCACAGGAAGGAAAAGGGGAAAACAGAGUUUCCUGUUAGGGGGAAGGAAAAAAUCAAUAGGCUUUGGAAAUACCUGUCUGGAAAGAACUUUUUGUUUUGCCAUCAGCAAGAACAAAUAAGUUUUUAACUCCUUUGGAGCAUGACAUCUGUUUUAAAGCAAUUUCUUGAAAUAAGACUUCAGUGUAAACAUCUAAUUUAGAAAUGCAGUUCAGACUGCUUUGAUCUUUCUUGUUCAUUUCAGAAAAUGCUCUUCCUCCUAGAAAUAUCUUGUAUAAGACACUGUUUUGAAAGCUGUUUAAUUCUUCUGAGUCUGUGUCUAUGAACAUAAUAAUAAUUAGGAGGGCCAUUUGCCAUGCACACACAGUCACUCCUGUGAUAUUAUGGUUAAGGUGAUCACAGAUGGGCAAUGGUCUGCUAUUGCUUCUGGUGAACAAAAUUUUCUUUUUGGAAAGACAAGACUUACCAAGCAAGUCCUCAAAGCCUCAGGAGGACAAUGAACUACUUUGUGGCUCCUGUAUCAUCACUUUUUUUUCAUUUUGCUUUGAAUAUCUACAGUGGUAGAAGUGUGGGGUUUUCAGAAGAGUGAGAAGAGGCAUAAAGACUGCAGGAAUGGAUGUAUUAUAUGCACAAGCAGCCUCAUGGUAACCUGGGUUGCUCAGGGUAAUCCUUUUUCUCUUUAGGUGGUAGCUUCUCUUUGCAAAGCUGGACCAGGGGAUUUAAAGUCGUUCCUCAGUUGUAGCCACAUUCCCGUGUUCUGAGCCAGGGGUCUAUCCUGGCCCAUGACAAAGUUUACAGCAAUGUAAGUGGAUAACUGAAUGAGCAGAAGCUAUGUGAUCCAGCAGUGUAAAUGUAAGAAGACAAAAUAGAAAGAAGGAAGGAGGGAAGAUGACCUCUUAGACAUGCACAGAAAAAGAGGUGGAAGUUUCAUUUUUUUAAAUAGAGAGGGAGAAGUGGGAUAAGCUUAAAAUGAACCUAUCAGCAAGGCUGGAAUUAAAAGAGGGCUUUAGGAAUGAUCUAACUUUUAUUUUAUUACAUGACAGAAGACAAAAAAUCAAUAGCUGGUAAUUCAGACAUAAAUGAGUUAUACAGGCCAUUGACACAAUGGACCAAACUUUAUAACAACCACAUCUGAUGCUGUCAAGCCACAGGCUUCAGUGGCGCCAGUAAUAAUUAUGGCUGAUCACCUCUAAUUCAGAGCUGCCUUGCUUGAUAAAGGUGUCACUCUGAGUGCCUGCAGCCUCAGUAUCUAUUGAGGAUGUCAUCCAGCAGGUCAGGUUGCUGUGGAGAACUGUGUUUUUUAAUUGAAUAGGACAAACCCUUAGUUUUCUCCUCUUCUCAUUCUGUCUGUAAAAAUCAUAUGUAUCUUAAACAAAAAAUCACUUGAAUUCAUGACUGAAUCUACUUGAAUUCAAGAUCAAACUACGACAGCAGCUAGUGGUGUUGAUCCAUAGAAAUCAACACUAUAUAUAUUCUAAACUAUAUAUCAACACAAUAUAUAUUCUAAAAAUAAUUUAAAACCAUAAGAGUAUUCUCAGGAGGAGACUUUGGUACUUUACAAUAAUCUCUGUUGCACUGCUGCUGUAAUCAAUUAAAGAACCCACCCCAAAAAAACCCCAGUGUGGUAAAAUGCUGCUAGGCAAUAGAAAUUGAUUUUUCAUAAACUCACAUCAUCAUAAGGAAGAAAAGGAAGCACACUGACUUUCCUGUUUUCCUACUGUUUUCUAAAUUUGGGGGGCAUAAGUGCCAUCCAUUGAGUGUUGGCAAACUGAGUUUCACUCAGAGAUAUGAGGUGAAGUGGCUUUGUGAAAUAAUUCUUGAUCUAAAAAGAAAGGAGACAAAUACCUCUAUGGUGUUUUAUGUGCCAUUAAUACUUACAUCCGCAGUUUGAUGUCGAAACUAUUAGUCUUUGAAUUGCUCGGGGAUGCUAUGUGUGCUUAGACAUUUUAAUUUAUUAUGAUUAUGAUUAUGAUGAAUAUUACUUUUAUUACUUAGGCUUUGCAUUCUUUUGUGGACCAACUGCUUGGUACUGCGUUGACUACAAUCAAUUGGGAGUGAUGAACAGUGAGGAAGCCCUCUGUGGGGGAGGACGUGAGAGGUAUUUCAGCCGCAGCCACUGUGGCAUUUAGCAUCAGGAGCACUUUGAUGAGGCAGACCACUUUACACCACAGUAGCUUAUCCUAGCGUGCGUGAAAGUUUAUUAUAGGUUCCGUUUAGAAACAUUCUCUAUGCUUAAAGAAACCAGACUUGUGAGACAAACACGGGAAAGGCAACAAGAGCAGCACAGCUGUGAGUUAGUUACAAGCUUGCCGUGCUGUGUGGCUUUUCUGGUACUUUUUUUCUGUUGUGGGGAUAGAAGGUGCCUUGCACCUGUGUGUUUGGAUACGGAGGAAUACGGUGCAAGAAACAGCCCCGUCGUUUUCCUUCAAAAACCCGGGGCUCAAUUCCAGCUGUGCUCCGCCGAGGCAGAGAAAUCCCGGUCUGAGGCAUAACCUGCAGAGCAGCGCUCUCCAUCUCCCAGACCCACACACACACACGCCCGCUGCUCCCCGGCUCCUCCGCUGCCCUCCUCAGCUCAGGCUCGGUCUCCUUCCUCUUCCAGCGGCCGGCUCUUCCCGAAGCGCGGACCGUGCGGGCGCUCGGAGCCAUGCGGGAUAUCCUGGCGAUCCCCAAUCGAUCCUGUCAGCCCCGUGCCUGGUCCCAGGGUUUUCCUGCGCUCCGGCCGGCAGCUGCGCAGGCCCUUCACAGGCAGCACUGUUUCUUUCUCUGUUUACUCGUUUCCAAUGGCAAUUGCACCACCGAGUCUCAGUACGUCUGGAACUUGGCCUGGGGCUGUUUUGGUUACAUUGAAGUUUUUGCUUCAGCGCUGCCAGAUUUAAAUGGUGACUUCACCAGCACUGAGCUAAAAAGGAGAAAAGGGGAGGAGGGAGGUAGUGCAGCGAGCGGGAGCGAGGGAGAGGGCCAGGGCAUUACAUCAUCGCUUGGACGGGAAUCAAAUGGGAAGGAUAUGACUCACUCGGGCUAGUUAAGCUUUGGCUCAAGUUCUACAUACACUCAUUCCAGGGCUCUCAUGUUCUGCACCUCAGCAGGGAAUUCAGGCUCAGUGAUGUCCAUGAGGCCUGUCCCAGGUUCUCUGUCUUCACUACUGCACCUACACAACCGACAAAGACAGCCUAUGCCUGCCUCUAUGCCUGGCACCCUGCCCAACCCUACCAUGCCAGGAUCUUCUGCUGUACUCAUGCCUAUGGAGCGACAAAUGUCAAUGAACUCCAACAUCAUGGGGAUGCAAGGGCCGAACCUCAAUAAUCCAUGUGCUUCACCUCAAGUUCCCCCAAUGCAUUCAGAAGCCAAAAUGAGAUUGAAGGCAGCACUGACUCAUCAUCCUGCUGCCAUGUCGAAUGGGAAUAUGAACACCAUGGGCCACAUGAUGGAAAUGAUGAGCUCGCGACAGGACCAGACGCCACACCAUCAUAUGCACUCACAUCCUCAUCAGCACCAGACACUGCCACCUCAUCAUUCAUACCCGCAUCAGCACCAGCAUCCAGCACACCAUCCUCAUCCUCAGCCUCAUCACCAGCAGAACCACCCCCACCACCACUCCCACUCGCACCUUCACGCACACCCGGCACACCACCAGACCUCACCGCACCCACCGCUGCAUUCGGGAGGACAAGCACAGGUUUCGCCGGCAGCGCAGCAGAUGCAGCCCACGCAGACGGUACAGCCACCACAGCCGACUGGAGGUCGCCGGAGGAGGGUGGUGGAUGAAGACCCAGAUGAGAGGAGGCGGAAAUUUCUGGAAAGGAACCGAGCUGCUGCCACGCGCUGCAGACAGAAGAGGAAGGUCUGGGUGAUGUCACUGGAAAAGAAAGCAGAAGAGCUCACCCAGACAAACAUGCAGCUUCAGAACGAGGUUUCCAUGCUGAAAAAUGAGGUAGCACAGCUGAAACAGUUAUUGUUAACACAUAAAGACUGUCCGAUAACAGCUAUGCAGAAAGAAUCACAAGGAUAUCUAAGUCCCGAGAGCAGUCCUCCUGCAAGCCCGGUCCCAGCUUGCUCCCAGCAGCAAGUCAUCCAGCACAACACCAUAACGACCUCUUCCUCCGUCAGCGACGUCGUGGGAAGCUCCACUCUCACCCAGCUUGCCAGCCACAGAACAGACAUCAACCCCAUCCUUUAAAAGUGGUUGAUCAGAAACUGCUGGGGGAGUGUGGUACCGUAUCAAAGUGUCCUCUCUGCUAAGGACAUUGGCAACCGUAACUCAAGCCUGGAAGAUUCCUCAGUUCUUGAAAGACUCUGGCUAUUCAUUUUUAUAGUAAUUAAAAUGUCUUUUAUACUUAGUUACAUAAAAGGGAGUUACGCAAUUAAUAUUCUAUCAGCUUGAGAAAUGCUUUGGUGCUUUCUCCAUUUUUUUGGUACCAGUUACUUGUUUAUAAACCUAACUGUUUCUGUACAUAGUUAUGUUUCCUUCUCACCAGUCUAGCCUGCAGCCUCAGAAAUACAAAGUUGUGUUAAACUGCAGCUUGUUAGCCAAUGUGAGGCAUGAAAAGUAUUAAACAGAGUCAAACAUAGGUAACUAGCAGUAAUUAGGCUAUAAAUAUAGACCGAGGGCAUCUGCUGACAGCAUAAUAAAAAAGAGUUAGCGUUGUGCUAUCAGCAGACCACGUAUCGCAUUCAGAGCCUCUUUCAGAGCAGUUAUAUAGGAUGUGGCUUCAGGACAAAAUCAAGCCCAAAUAGCAUGCUCUUUUGUCUAGCCCUCCCCCUUCUGCUCUUUCCCUAUCCUGGCCUUUUUCUCCUCCAGUUAUUCUCACACCUUCCUUUUCCCUUCCCUUUUCAUUUUCCAGAUGGUUUUUUUUUCUUUUUUUUUUCAUUCCAAGGCUUUCUUCCCUCUUUUCUCAAAGAAAGGUAAGAAACAAGAGAACUUCAAGCCCACCUAAAAACUGUCGGCACGGCUGCUGCUUUCACUAGCUCUUCAACCGCAGCUGGGCUGUGCCAAGCAUUUGGCUUUUAAGAAAUACAAAUGCUCCUGAUUUAGUGUUUUUAAUAAAUAGGGAAAGGUGAAAACAGCGCAGCCGCAGGUGAAGCAGGAUGGUGAGCCAGCUGUGUUGAUGCUAGCAGCCCUAUAAGCUUCUGUGGUGCAGCAGAGGCAUAGCAAGCAACACCUGAGAGUCACAGCAAUUUUUUGCACUGCUAGUCAUUAAUGCAGGAAAAUCCAUGUGGUAUAUAAUAAUUGGGAAAAGUUCUGUUCCCUAACCUGGUUGCACUGUUCUAGCAACGAAAGCUUAGAGCCUCAGGCUUCAUGGGCUAUAAAUGAGAAAUAAAUCAGUGUAAUGGUUCUGACCAGUUGGAAAAAUGCCAUUUUUAAUUCCCAGGGAAAGACCUGCUCUCUGCAGGCAUUCCUUUAAACGUUCACGGACUGAUCCCAAGCUGGCAGACAGCAGUGUAGCUUCACUGACUUUAAUGGCACUUAACACCCGCUUACCACGGGUAAGGAAUUGUUCUUUUGGACGCUAAAUAAUUUUUAGAAGGCACGCAGUGGCUAAAAAAUGCUGCGAGAAUGCCAAGUCCCACACUUGGGAUAAAAUACAGUCCUGCAGAGAGGGUCUGGAAAAGAGCCUUAUGCUACAAUUAAGGUUUUUGUUUGGACUCUGAGCCUGCCCCUCAGCACAAGUGAUUUGCAUCCCCGAGUGGUCCCAGUGAUUGAUGGGAAAAUCAGACAGAGAUGAUGCCAGUUAAUUAUGCUGCCUUGCUGUAUAUUGGGACCUGAUUUUGCUCUCAAAUCUGUCAGAGGCAAAACCUCCCACUGCUCACCCUGGGAGCAAGCUCCAAGCUGGUGAAAAAAGUUCAAACAUUUUGAGCUGCAUCUUCAAGAGCAAAAUUCACAUUAUUCCCAGCAAAUCCUUUAGCCCCGAACACACUUUGUUCUGAAGCAAAGCUCUCUUCCUCAAAGACUGUGUCUUUGGUCUUUGGAGGAGCCAUGAGUUUUAAAAGGGUGGGUCUCCAUGCGGGAGGGAGAGUGAAACAACUGAAGUGUGAGGAGGCUCUGUAAGGAGCAGGGCCUGCCUGGAAGGGAAAGCAAAUUUCUGAGCAUCAUUCAUUGCCGAAUUAGUUCUUAUCUUGGUGACUAACUUUUUAUCAGUAUUCUUUUCUUUAACAGCUUGCUUUCCAUUUAUGCAAAUACAUUCAAAAGAAGAAGAUUUUUAAUGUACAGUGUAAAUCUUGACUUGAUUAUAUAGUCUAAGUACCAAAAAAAAAAAUUAUGAAAAAAUACAAAUGUAAAGGAUUUUCUAUUAUAUUUUAGACAAACAUAUACUUUUAAAGUGUUUUAAAUACUGAAUCUAUAAUUUUUUUUAAUCUCCAGUUGUAAUAGCUAAAUGGUUUUGCUUCAUCAUGGCUCCCAAGAGAAGUUUUUUCAAAUAUGCAGUCGAGAGAAAUGUUCCAGCUGAGUAUCCACUAUGUAAAAAACCCAAAUAAGCAUUUCCCCCACAUCUGAAUUUCAUCAUUCACCAUCAAAAAGGAAAUGCCAUUGCAGGGUUAUUUUAAAAAACUUUACCUCUAUAUGGGUAGCACUUAAAUACAUUAAAAAAUAAAAAUCAAAGUUGUUGGUAAUAUUAGAAUACCCAGUUGAGCUACACUGCACUAGAAUUAGGGUUUAGCUUCAUUUUAUUCAGUCUCCUCAAUUAAAAUAUUUAGCUGUUAAAAUGAAAGCCUCUACAUUAAAAAGAAAAAAAAAGGAAAAAAUACAAAAACCUUGCCUAAGUUUUGUUAAAUUCAGCAACUUGACAGUUUGACUGAUGUGUAUUAUAUAUAGCUCAAUUAUUUCUUUUUUUAAUGCUAACUAGGCAAGCCAACCACACAUGUUGGCCUAAAUGUGUAAUUACAAUGAAAUGUCUCCUCUCUAUACUAUUGGCCUUUAGGUAUAAUCCUUGCUAGUGAUGUGGAAAUAAGUAAAGGAUGAAAAGCUAUUUGCUAUUGCUUCUUGUAACUCUGCCGCAGGUUCACAGGCCAAGACAACAUGCAGCAUAUUUAUAUCGGCUGUAUCAUUGGGAAAAGGACCAACCAUACCAGGCACCUUAUAGUAUUCAUCAGAUUUGCUUCCACAUUAAAAUGCUCUUGUUUUCCAGGGGAGUGAUCCUGCAGCCUUUCCUCAAGCUGCUGGUCCAACAAGGCACUGGAGGCUGCCUGAGCAAGGGCUGUGGGAGAAGCCCCAGCCCUCUGCCUCCAGGAUGUCCCUCUGCCAUGUGGUCAGUGGCAGCAGCCUCUUCCAAAGCACGUCACUCUAAAUGCACUUCCUGAGCUCUUUCAUCAAGGAGGAAUCCUGCUAUUCCACAAGCUACUUCUGGAGACUGCUCUACUUUCCUCUCGCCCUGCCAGUCCAGCCUGUUGUCAGGCUCACCAGGCUCUGUGCCCUAUCCCACUGCCAGCGAAGGACAACUCAGACCACUUCCAUCAUCCACUCUCUAGGGCACUUGCACGAUGGUGAGCCUUGGCCGUGCCUUGUUCAGGAGGAGGUGUUACCAUACCAUAGACAGCAUCUCAUGAGCGUGACGUCGGAAGCAGGUUGGAAAGCUCAGCCACAGAGAACUGCAAUACUUUGAUUAGAAAGAAAUGAUGUUGCGAUCCAGCUCUGGCACCCCCAGCCCCCCUUCCCCAAGUCAAUUUAUGCAAGCCAUAUUCAUAACGCUGCCUGUGGGAGACAAGUAGUUUGUGUGCUAUCAUGGUGUGUUUUAUAAGGACAACAAUGAUGAUGAUGAUUUAUGGAGAAUUUCAUGCUGUUGGGAGUUAAUUCCUGCUAUGAAGCUAAAUGUCUGCUGCCCAUAUUCUGAAUAGUGGAAAUGGUUCAAUGGUUCAGUGCCUCAGUGCGUGUGGAUUUAGUGUUAAUGACUCAAUCCUGUUAACUAACAAGCCAGCUCUAACUGUUGUUAAAUGCCCAACUUUUGAGGAUUCAUAUUUUUUUAAGCAACAAUAUUUAGUGUUGAAAACUAGCCUUUUAGUUUAGGCAAAAUGUGCUUUUUAGCAGCUAAUACCUUUUUUUAAAAAAAAGCGUAUAGAGUGAAUUUAUGAAAAUUCAUGAGGACCAAAGCAAUUUUAAAACAGGAAUCUAUUAAUUUAGUAUUCACAUAGAAUUUUAUAAAGUAUUUAUUAAUAAAUGUUAUUUUAACACAUUCCAUUUGAACAGUAUUCUUGUACAGAAUCUGUUUGUUGUUUUUUUUUUAAAGUUACAAUAUUAGUUUUGCAAUAAACUACUCUAGGUGUGUGUGCAUCUUAAUCUUUCAGGGUCUCAAGCAGAAGUCAUCCAUCUAAGAUGGAACAGUUUGCUGAGGUCAGUUGUACAGAAAUUCCUAGAAUUAAAUGUUUUCCUUAAAGCAGCAUCUGCUUUUUUUUUUUUUUUUUUUUUUUUUUGUUGUUUUUUGGGGUUUUUUUGUAACAAUGAAACAAAUUAUAAACCUUCAGUUGUUUCCUCUGUAUUGCAAGAUGUGCUUUCUCAUUUUAGAAAGCAUGAGUCAACGUAUAACUGGAAAUCCUGUCUCUUUUUUUCUGCUUUUUUUUUUUAGGGCUGAUUUUAUACAUCACAACAGAAGAUCUAACCCCAUCCUCAUUUCUUGUCUAAUAUCACAUAGUGAGUUGCACUAUACUGCCUUAUCAUUGCCUCUUCAGUCCUCUUACUAAGCAGUGUUCCUUAGAUUUAGAUCACCGAAGCUCCAUUACACAUCAGAGAAAAUUACAAGAGGGGGAAGAAGAGAAAAAAAUUGAUCUGUAGACAUAAAACCUAAACUGUGCCUAUAAAACAAAACCAGUUACAACUAAUUAGUAUCUUAUUCCUACAUUUCAAUUAUUUAUAUUCUUUUAAAAUUGCACUUUAGCUCUUGCUCUCUUUCUUGCUCUCCCUUGUUGAAUCAUUUAUAAAUAGUCUUGUAAAAGUUUGCACCAGAUACAUUUAUAUGCUUUCACUGGUGGCAUAUCUACAACUUGUCUCUCACACCUGCCCAAGCGGAGAAGCUGAGACCAGCCAGUCUGCAGUGUGACUUAGACUUUACACCCUCUUCAUGACAGCAUAUAAAUGUUUUAUUAUGCAAUGUGUGUGAUGUGAGGCGGCAUCUAAGCUACAUUUAUAAUCUCUCAUCCCAAGAACCAAAGUGUCCUGUAUAUCGUAAGGUCAGGAGACUGGCUCUGUUGUGCAUUGUGAGGCACUUUGACUGUUGUCCAACUCACAGUAGCUGCAAAGCUGCAGUGGUAACAGUGGCCAUACUAUGUAUUAGAGUUCUGAAUCAAUAAAAUAUGUUGCCUUAUAACUUGACUAGGGACAGCACCUUUAAAAAGAAAAAAAAAGAAGAGACAAAAAACUUUUAAGAACAAAUAAAAGCAAUAAAAUCUCAAGUGAUUUGAACACCAAAAAAAAAAAA
Molecule: messenger RNA, 14834 nt
Organism: Motacilla alba alba
Lineage: Eukaryota; Metazoa; Chordata; Aves; Passeriformes; Motacillidae
Gene: CREB5
Product: cAMP responsive element binding protein 5
Exons: 7
Coding region: 8501-9610 (369 amino acids)
Biological process (GO): regulation of transcription by RNA polymerase II
Molecular function (GO): DNA-binding transcription factor activity, RNA polymerase II-specific; cAMP response element binding
Source: RefSeq, a predicted model, not a curated record